Knipowitschia caucasica is the source of this 297-nucleotide messenger RNA. The record is from the annotation of a GenBank genome assembly. Lineage: Eukaryota; Metazoa; Chordata; Actinopteri; Gobiiformes; Gobiidae.
AUGAGGAAACGCGCUCUGGACCUGGAGCCAUGGGACCGAUGCCAAACCAAGCGCCAGUGUUUGGGGGUGGAGCUUGUGGCUGAGUGUCCAAUGGAAACAUGCGACAGUUCAAAAUUGACCAAUCAGCUGCAGCCUGAGCCGCACGUGCAGUUUGGUCCCGGUCCCGGUCCUGGUCCCGGUCCUGGUCCGGGUCCCGGUCCGGGUCCCGAUCCUGGUCCCGGUCUUGGUUCUGGUCUGGUUUGUGAGCGAUGCCUCCGAGGGGAACCAGGACAUAUCAAUCACCUGCUUCAGCUCUGA